Porites lobata is the source of this 7278-nucleotide messenger RNA. The record is from the annotation of a GenBank genome assembly. Lineage: Eukaryota; Metazoa; Cnidaria; Anthozoa; Scleractinia; Poritidae.
AUGGCGGGUCCUGUGGAAGCAAGGUUUGAUGCUGCAGUUAACGUCGUACGAUCAAUGCCAAAAAAAGGUAUUAAGAACCUUUUUGAAUCCAAACGUUGAAAAGGAGUGAAUGAAGUUUUUCAAAAAUUAUUUUUCUUCAUAUUUUAGGCGCUUAUCAGCCUUCGUACGACACUAUGUUAAAGGUAAGCAGAAGUUUGUGAAGCCUAUUCAGUAAGCGUAAGUGAAAAUUAAAAGGUUCAGUUUUCUUCUCUUUUCUUAUACGUAGGAAUUUUUUGACAAUGUUUAUUUGAAUAAUUCAAAAAUACCUUUAAUCUGAUGUCAUUCUCUUGGAGAGAAUUUGAACUGGCAAUUUUUGCAAAGUUCGUGUAAGUUUCUUGUGGGCGCAGGUUUAAUGAGUAUAGUACAAAGUCUUCAUAAAUUUAAUGACGUUUACUCGUCAGUUUUUGUUAAAGAUUCUUGCAAAACUUAGCCGUGCAAAAGGAUGCAAAAACAAACGUAAAUAACUAUAAUUCAAGUUGAUUUGUGUAGAUUUAAGUUAAAAAUUAAGCCUGAUUUGUUUAUUGUCCAUGCAUACAAGCUUACAAUGAUAUUGGUUGUUUGUGUUAAGCUGAAAAAAAUCCACAUAUUGCAUUUCUUUGGCAGUGGAAGUUUCCUGUUAUCUGGGAUGGUCUUUAAGUUGUGAUGACAGUGACAUCAACACUGAUGAUAUUGAUGAUGAUGAUGUGAAAUAUGCUGAUGACCUUAUUGGCAUAAAAACAAGAAACCAUUUUUGGGAUUUUGUUGGUCUACACAGUUGGUCAGCUAUGUUUGUUUAAAUUGUCACAUUUUUCUCAAACACUGGAUGUGCCUCGUUCCCAAACCAGUGUGCAAAGAAAGUGGUGUCCGAUAGCCCGGGGCUAGUGGAUUUUGCUAUCGGGCUAGUGAAUUCUGUUUUUAACUUGCCCGAUGAGCAAGUGAUAUUUUUUUAGAAAUUUGAAUAACAGAAGAACUGUAAUCAAUCCUGCUCAUCAAAUUUUUUUCGGGCUAAUUGAAAUGACUUUCGGGCUAGUACAUGCUAGCUACAGCUUGCCCGAAUGGCAAGCUGUAAAACUGACUUUCUUUGCACCCUGCAAACCAUCACUUAAUUUAUUCACGUGAUUGAUGUGACACAUCUCAUUUUGUAUGAACUCUUAGCUUCAAUGCUGAGUGGUUUUCGUUAUUAUUAAUUUUUUUCAGUUCUACGCUUUCUACAAGCAAGCUAAAGAGGGUGAAUGCUGUGAAUCAAAGCCUGGAUUUUGGGAUGUAGUAAAGAAAGCAAAAUGGUCAGAGUUUGCUGAUAUUACUUACCAGUUGUGACGUGGCGAAUGGGGCUCAAUAAACGGUUACCUUAUACGCCUUUAGUUCCGUUAAUGGUCCUCCUACUAUUCUGUUCACCACUCUCUUAUAUACAAAUCAAGUCCCUUUUUGCCUCAAGUGUUAACCUCAUUUCGCAUCUAAUUAUCCUACAUUAAGUCCCUUGAGACCCAACACUACAUCAGUGUGGUGAAAAUGGGAUUUUGGAUGUCUCUCAUUUCAGCAUAGAGGUUACUUUCCUUCUUCAGUGGUGUUGUUUUUUGGUAAACGAUCAAGUCAUCUCGGCUGAAGUUAUGUCGCCUGAAUUACUAGAGUUAUGUCACCUCGAAAUUUUAUCAGGUAUACUACAGUGAGGAAUAAACCUGAUCCUCCAGCUCUCUAAUAACAGUCGUUAUUUUUUUUACUAUUGUUCUCUUUAUAACAGGGAGGCAUGGCAUGGCUUAGGUCAGAUGUCAAAAGAAGAAGCAAUGGAGUCAUAUGUGUCUGAACUAAAAAAGGUAAUUAUGUUGUGCUAAAUCUUGUGAAACAGUUCCUUACAUCUGUAUUUGUAAGUGGACAUAUAGUGGUCAGUAACUUUGGGAGUUUGCAGUGUUUUUGGUGGGACAGGUUUGUAGGAGAACAUUUGGGAAAAGCUCAGUGACUGGAUACAACAUUGACAAGAACCAAUCAUGGGUGAUGUUGAAAAUGAAUGAGGUGUUGUUCUUUGCCUGCCAUAUCCCCGACUGAGUUCUUGAAAAGUUGGAAAUAUUCGUUGGAGUGCUGGGAAGAACCUCUUGGAGCAAAAGGAUGAGAACCAACAAACUUAACCCACAAAUUAAUUGCUCUUUUCUUUGGGAUUCAUACUUGGAUGACAUUGGCUUGCUCCAACCAAUUACAGAUGCAGCCCUUCUGUGACAAUGAGUCUACCAGGCUUCUCCAUUGCAUAGAAUUCCUUUAAAUUGGUAAAAUUAAUUGUGUUUGAAUUUAAUAUUAUCAUACUAUCUGUUUUACAUCUUAGGUCAUGCAAAACUUGCCAAAUGCAGAUGAAGCAGCAGAAUUUUCUGAGGUUCUCAAAUCAUUUUACAAAGUGGCAUAUGAAGGCCAAGAUGAACCACUUCCUGCCAUUCUUAAAGUUUUUGAGGAUGAAAAGCCUUUGCAAACAAUCAGGAUCAAGGAAGGAUUAAAAUCAAAUGGGCAUCACAACCCACAUCAUAAUAGUGUGCCUAAUGGCUUAAUUAUUAAAGUGCCUGAAGUAAAUGGUUCAUGUGAUGAAUUUUCACCAGAAAUUAAUGGCUUCCCUCAUCGAGAUAGUUUGGCAUUUGGUGGUUUCCCUCACAGGGACAACUUGGACUUAAGAAACAGUGGAGAUUACAAGUUAAUGGAGCAUCAGUUUUCAAAUGGUGUUAAUCCAGUUGUUAUAAUUUCUCCAGAGGAUUUUGAGAAACAUAAGAAGGACAAAAAAGAUGAUAGUGGGUUUCAAAAUGGAAUAUCAGAAGGUUUGUAUGUGUGUGUGUAUAAGUCUGUUCUCAAGGCAUACCAGUAUUCAAUUUACAGUCACCUUUCACUAAGGCAGACACUUUGGGGCCAGCAUAAUGUCUCCAUGUUAGAGAGAUGUCUAUCUUAGAGAGAGUCAUUUGAAAGGAGUAAAGAGAGGCCGGAAACAACUCUAGGUCUCUGUUAAACUUUUAAGCCCUAAGAGUGAUCAGAAUCAAAUUUCUCCCUGUAAUGUCAAUUAUUCUUUGUGAAAUAGAGUGGUCAUGAGAAUUACAGACAUGAUCACACAAGAUGAAUUUGCCAGUUGAUAUUUUAUCAAAUUCUCCCCACUACUUCUGUAGGAAAUCAAUAGGAGCAACAAUUGAGAAUUCAAAUUUUGAUCUUAGGGUUUAAAGAGUCAAGAGAGAGUUGACUGUAUUGGUAUUAGUUUUUUACUAGGGUUGUAACCUUGGUAACCUAGGAUGAAUACUGGUAUGUUGAUUAAAACAGCAGACAUUUUAGGAACUGAAUACAAAAAUUAUGAAACUAAACUCCGUUUUAAUUUGCCAAAUGCAAUCAGAAUGAAAGGAAAUUCGAAAUGCAUUUCUAUCCAAUCUUUAGUAUGUCUGCAAUGUAGGAUGUACUUUAAAAUGACCUAUAGAGAUUCAUGCCCAGUGCAUUUUGGCAUAAUUAAAGGCUUGGUUACCUAUGUAUGCCAAGUGUGCAAUGCACAAGCAUUUUUCUUUCAAAAAUAAUACUUUUAUUAAGGACUGUGCAGGAAUGUUUAACUAAUAGGUACAAGAGGAAGGUGUCUUCUUAAUCCGGCAUCGUUGAGAGCAUAUAUUACUCCAGCCGAGUGUUUUAUUGCAAGUAUAAUAACUUGCUGUCAUGAAUGAUGUUGAAAAGCACAACACUUGACUUUGGGAGCAUGAGUGGGUCAUGAGUGUUGUGUUAUGUGCGAGAUAGAAUAUUAUUGGUGUGUUAAGUCAUGUACAGGUGUUUAAAUCAGGUAACACUUAACAUGGUCUUGCUUCUUUGGUUUGGAACGUUUGGUGUCUAAUUUUCUUGUUCAAUUUCCUAACAAAUAACCGUCUUCACUUUUAAUGUUGCAGUUCCCCCGUUGAGACCAAGUACAUGUAAUGCUGAUAUACCGUUACCCAGUGUAAAAAAUGGUUUGGUGUUAACCAGUGAUGAGAGUGAAGAUGAAUUUUGUGACUCCAUCGGCCCAGAACAUCUGCAUGAAUUGCAAAAUGGAAAUAACAUUGAAGACCAACAUCUAAAUCUGGAUGACACUCUUGAACAAAAGAUUGAUUCAGUGGAUGGUAGUAAUUGUAGUGGAUCGCCAGAACAUGCUACAAACUCAACAUUGACAGAACUAUCUGAAAAUUCUGAUCUGGAAAACAAUGUGCAGGGCUCACAGCUGCUUACAAGCACUCCGUAUUCAAAGCAUGUCACUUUUGCUGUGGAGAGCAGUGACUCAGAUAGACCUCUUGUUGUCAGUUCAGACUUGUCUGAGGUUGUGUCCACCGUCAGAGAGGAAUGCUGUUCUGAAAUAACUUCAACUGUUGAAAAUGGACAAGCUAGUCAGGCUGAAGUAGCUGUGACUGAAUUUGAUUUACCUGGACUUAUUAGCUCUGAAGGAUCACAAAAGCCAUCGGGCAUACUGAAGUCACAUCAUCCUGUGAGAGAAUGCGGUGGGGGCGACUCCUCACAGCACCCAUCUGGGCGGAAUCAUGCCAGUCGGACGUGGCAAACUCAGGGGACUAGAAGCAAGGAAGGUAGAAAUACCGCUACAAAAAUUUAUGUUUUGAUAUUUGAGCUAGUAUUGCGAUCAGUAGUAGACAUUUUUAAAAGGAAAGCCUGACCGUCUACCUAAAUUUUACCAACAAUCUUUGAGUUAGUCUCUGAUGAAAGUGGACUGAAACCACUUAAAAUUUCGGUAUAAGAUCACAUUGGUUAAAACAACUUUUCUUUUCAAGUCAAUGUUGGUCUAGUGAGGAGAGUCCAAGCAAUGCCGACAGUCUUGGCUCCAAUGAUAUGAAUAUUGAAUUUGAAACUUUGUCGUGUACUGUUAUUACCAAACCACACCUCAUUAUCCAAAAAGCCAACCUAGUUAACAAACAUUUUAACAUUGAAGAAGCAUCUUAGUUGUUAUUUACAAUGUUAAGGUCUCAGUAACAAUUUGAGUCUACAGUAUACCUGAAUGGCUAACAGUUAGAGAACAUUGUGAUGGUUAAGGACUUAGGUGCUGCUUUCAUUAAAUUAAUAUUAAAUCAUUGAAAAACCAGACUUGGAAAGUGAUAAAGCUAUUGUUAUUAUGGUUAUGCAAGGUUCCAGUCAAGAAUUGAGAGCAAGUCGAUUUCCAAGAGGGCACAGGCGGCGAGGUGAUAGUGACAGUGAGGAUGAUGACUUCACAAGUGAUCAUACAAGUGGACCAGAUUAUGACUCAGCAGGUGAUGAAGUUAAUGACAGGAUUCUACAAGCUCUGGAAAGACUGCACCAGGACAUGAAAAGUGUGUUGAGGCGUCUCAGUUCAAUGGAGGAAGCAGUGAUGUCACGACAGGUUGGUUCUCGAUUGCUCUACCUGUUUUCUGCCACUGUUUUUGAAAAUCCACAAUGUGAACACUGUUUAUACCACAACCUUGUUAUUAUGAUCACAUACUUUGCACCCAAAAAUGGUAAUUUUUUCUUCUGGAAACCUCAUUAAUAUGACCUUACUUCCCUGGUGCUUGAGUGGUUGCAUUAACAAGUUUUUACUGUAAUUUACAAGAAAUAUACAGAGUUCCAUUGUAUGUUUAUGAGACAAUGAAAACGAAUGAAAUUGACUUGUAGUGUACUUGUAUGCAUACAUUGAACCCCUGUCUAUGACCAGUAUCUAAUUUCUCUCUGUUUUAUCACUGCCUUAUCAAGCAUAAAGGUUGCAAAAAUUAUAAAAGAAAUGGUGACUAAAGUAAAAAAUGCUUUGAUGGAAAACAAAUUCUCUAGAUGAACACCUUAAGAAAUUUAUUUUUGGGAAAGCAGUGUGGAGAAUGUGCAUUUUGAUUUUAGGGUUCAAAAUGUAAGACUAAGCUAAAAGGUAAAUGCUGAACUAAGUAGUCUUUCUUUGCAAUCACCAGGAUGCAUCUCCUACAAGUGAACAACCUUGGUGGAAAGCUUUUAUCCCAUCAAAACCUCUGCUUUUUCUCAUUCUCUGGCCAUUUAUUGUUAACAUCAUCUUCUACUACUUUCGACAGAGGAAGGUGAGUGUUAUUUAAACAUUUUUGUGUGUGCAGCUACAGUUACACUGUCUGUGUUAUACUAAAGCCUUUACAUGUAUCAGUGACACUACCGUAAAAACUCGUGUAUAAGCCGCACCUUUUUGCCGAAAUUUUGAGUCAAAAAUCGCGGGUGCGGCUUAUACACGAGACCAUUGCUCUCAAAGGGAGUAAACUGGUUUGUAGGGGUCACAAAUUGAACUGAAAACCUUCAGUUGUUGAACAUUGAACACUGGUCGAUAGAAUGAACUUUAACAGUAUAUUAAUGCUCAUGUAAAUAGUUUUUGCUUUUCUCGUGAAAAUGAUACCGAACCGUGUUGUACAAGAUUUCGCUUUGAACAAAGAUUGAUGAGCCGUACUUUCAAACAUUGUAUAAUGUAAAUAGUUUUUUGCUUAAACAAGGAAUUUCGUUUUCUAAUAUCAAGAUAUCUGUACCUGUUACUUGUAAAUAUAUUAUUCAGUUUUGUAAAAUACAGUCUUCACGAGUCCAGCAUUUGUUUACUUGUGUCCUUCUCUGGUGUCCAGACUUCCCUCGUCAAAUAAACGCGUGGUUACUAAGCAAUCGUUUUGUAGCAUUGUCCAGCGCUUUAUUUUCGUUCCAUCGUACCAUUUUCAUUUCAACUGUGGGCUUUAGCAAUGAAGAGAACUGUUGUCUUUCGCAGGAAAUGGGGAAAUUGAUUAAAGAGAACCUUUUAAAAGGUAUUCUCAGAGUUGAUUAACUUAUUUAAAAUGUCACUGCAAAUACACAACUUUAAAUUUCCUCAAGUUUAUUUGUGAACAUUUUGAUGCGCGAACAAACGAUCACCUUUUUUACAAAAGCGCAUUUUUGUUUGUUUUUUUUUUUCAAAAUCAUGCUUGAAAGUUGGGGGUGCGGCUUAUACACGAGUGCGGCUUAUACACGAGUUUUUACGGUAUCUUAAGCAAGAUUUUUGUUCUUGUGCAAAACUGAUUUAAACACAAACCUAAAUAAAUUGGAACCAUUGUGGCAUAAACAGUGGCAGUCAAAAGUUGUUCUUUAAUUUGGCAGGUACAGUUUUUUAAUUACAGGAGCCUAAAUCUUUUUCAAGUAAAGCAUACAUUUUCUUUUAGAAGCAUUAUGGUUGUUACCAUCCUCUUUUAUUAGAACUGCAAUGCCCUAACAAUGGCAGAACAAAGUACCUUGGAGUAUAUCAUAUCAGGACCCUGUGAUACCAGGGUUCUUUAUGGCAAUGUUUUGCUGUAUUCUGAGAGUAAAAGAUAA